This is a messenger RNA of Adelges cooleyi (spruce gall adelgid), 2911 nucleotides long. RefSeq lists its product as uncharacterized. The transcript is spliced from 2 exons. Bases 221 to 1927 code for a protein of 568 amino acids. The record is from RefSeq and is a predicted model, not a curated record. Lineage: Eukaryota; Metazoa; Arthropoda; Insecta; Hemiptera; Adelgidae.
UGGACGGUUCUGUGUAGACUAGUCGGGCGUUAGUGACCGAUACGUUAUUCAAUCGUGGAUUGGUAGAAGUUAACGUGUGCACUUAAAAAAAACAACAAAUCAGCUAAUCGUAAAUAAUAGUAAUAAUAAAAAAUAAUAAGUUAACGCUCAUAUUUGUGCUAUCAUAAUAAUUCAGUUAUAAUCGAUUUUAACAUUUUAGUUGUUGUGGUCCUGUUGAAUUAUGCCCGUUUCGAGAACUUCAAACUCAUCGCUUAGUCGAUGGAAAAUAAUCGUCGGGGUACUAUCCAUUGUAUCGUUAGUUCAUGGACAUCCUGUCAAAGACCAGGAACUGGAAUCAGCUGUGAACGGCGUACAGAAGUACUUGGAAUCGUCUGGUUUCCCGAAAAUGACUCGGGGUGAAGUCAUAGACUUCCUCAAAGACUUUUCACAAGGUGCUCGCGUGAGCCGUGGUUUCGACGGUUUCGGUAAACAUGAAAAAGAUUCGGCGGUGGUGUCUUCGCCACAGUCGGCAGCUCGUGUGCGCAAGGAAUUACAAGGAACUAACGUCCCACUCGUGCCAGCCAUCCCAGAAGGAGAGUCGCCUCUUAACUACGGAUACCCGGCUAGUCUGGACAAGGCGAUGCCGCGAAUUCCGUCCACGACCACUGCUCCUAUGAUAUUCGUGACGGUGCAAAGUAAAAAGGCAUCGACGCCAAAGGUCGCCAAAACGGUAGAGUCACUGUUCCAAAGUGGCGCAGACGGUAAACCGGUAAUGAAGAAGAGCGUAGGCCCGCCAAUGGAUUUGAACGCUUACGCUAAGUUUAAGAAGAUCCCCGAAGGCAGGAGCGUACAAAUAGAAAAUGUCGAAAUGAAAACGCUUUUGGCAUCGUACGGACUGUUGGACACUCCGAAUGUAUCGACGGAUAAACCGAAACAAGCGGAAAGGCGCAACGACAAAGAUGCUGACCACAUGGAAACUGCGGACGAGACCGUACUCAAGUCAGUGCUAGUCGAGACCGGUAACGGAGACAUGAACGUGUCUCAAAUCAGACCGUUGUUUGACGACCUCGAGCGCUCGUCUAGGGACCACGUGUUCAACCCUUCCGACUCCACAGUCAAGACCAUCGAUGUGAACAAAAUAGCAAAAAUCGUGGAGAACAUAAAGCUGCUGGCCGACGGUAACAGUACAACUUCUUUGUCCCAGGACGUGAUCCAAAAGAAAUUGGAGAACAUCACGGCGUCUAUAAUAUCCAUCGACGAGCCGUCCAGGCCCGAAAACGCUUCGUUCACCGGAUACGAGGUGUUUUUCGACGACGACACUAAGGAUGUGGACUCGGACUUGCCCGCCGGCCCUCCGGAGUCGUCAGCACCGGGACACAAAACUCUUAACCAGGCGCAGAAUCCGCCUGACCCGUUAUCCACAGACGAACUGCAACAUUUGUUCGAAAAAAACAAAAAUGAGUUCAAACGACAGGAACCGGAAAAUCUGACAUCGACCACGACUGCCGCCAUUGCAUCCGACGGAGUACCAACUACGACCGUGGGAGCCGAUACGUCUUCCGAAGCGACCUCGGUCGAGGUAACUGCCAAUUCCGCGGUAACAGACUCCUCGUCCGAAGCGACCUCGGUUGAGGUAUCUUCGGUCGGCAGCGGUUCCACGGUCAGCGAAGAAUCAGCCAGGGACUCGUCGACGGCCGCCGCUACCGACGCCAGUCCGAGUCUUUCCCAGCUGGCUGAGUCGUUUGGAGGCGGAGAAACGGCUAGCAACCCUCCGCCGCCGAUCGACACCGAAGAACCCAAAUCGGACCGUCCCAGAAACGGAUUGUACUUCUACGUGGACUGGAAUUCGUUUUUGACCGUCAACGAAGGACAAAGUAAUCAAGUGAACUUGAGGUUCGCCCCAAAAGCCGGAAACCCGGCUCAUUUCUUCAAAGUCUCGGUACCUUAACUCUGUGCCUAGAUAAAACGAAAAUAAAUUUUUUGUUUUUUUUGAUUUUUUCUCAAAAUAUUUUUACACUAAUUAACUGGUGUCUCGUAAAAAAGUGUCAUAAUUGACAAUUGCACGGCGUAGUGUUGUAAUUGGUUUUAUAUUUAUUAUAACUAUUAUUUAUAACUAUUAUUUAUACAUAUUAUAUAAUUUUAAAGUAAAAACUAAUAAUGCUGUAACAUUUAAACACCCUAACCUUUAUUUAAAUGUAAUAUUUAUGGUCUAAUAUUUUUUUAAAUUUAUUUUGCUAAUCCGAAAAAAAAAUCCAAACGCAUAACUAUAACAAAAACUCCAGACGGCUUUUAAAAUUCGCUUUGAAUGUCUACCGACUGCAAAAAAUAAAUAUUAAUGCACAAGUGCCUGCCGCCACCAUAUACCGUACUCUUUCGCGAAAUAAGUGUUAACCCUCCAUUAAAGUAUUUCUUCAAUGCCCCCUAUGUUUUAUAAUGCUCCGCCCAUGUUAAUACGGAGUAACGAUUUUUUUCCUAUUCAGUGGUCCCCGAGUAAUUAUUCACAUUUGUUAAGUAACGAGAUUGAGAAAAAAUACGAACCCUUGAUAUUGUACAUGAUGGCAACUCCGCAAUUAAAAGAAUAAUUAUGAAUACUAUGUACAACUAGUUUGACUAUCAAAUAAAAUAGCUCAGUCUCACUUUAUAAUUUUUACUAUACAUUUUAUUGGUGAUGAUCGGUAAAAUACUUGAGGACCGGAAAACAAUUUUGCUAACAACAAACAGUAUAAUAAAAUAGAUUUUAGGAUUUAGAUAAGUGUAACUUACCUUAGAUUAUUAUAAAAAUGUAGACUUUUAAUUAUUGUGUAUGUUCGUGACUGCAAAUCAAUUUACAAAUUAUAUUGUAUCUAACUAUGAUAGAUUAAUAAUUAACAUUUAUCGAUUAUUGUAAUUAUUAUUAUUAUUAUUAUUAUUUUUACUAUUAGGUAUUAUAAUA